AUGUGGCAAGCUUGGCCCCGUGCUGCACUUGUCGCUGCGACAGGCCGUCGCUUUAUUAUGACGUUAUUUGCAUGCGGUACUGUCCGCGACCUCGCUAAUGGCGCUGCGAGGUGUCGCCCAUUUGCAUACAAUGCUGCGCAGCUGUCGCGCCGUAAUUGCGCCGCGGGCGGGGGCAAGGAUACGAUCUGUUCGCGUCCGCCGUUUCUGGUGUCGAAGGCGGAAGUGCAGCGGCUCGCAAACGAGACACUUUUUGGGUGUUAUGGAACGGCACUACUCAAUCAUGCGAGAGCCACCAGCGGCCGUGGCAGUGGCCUCUAUGCGGACGUUCCCGCGCCACUCUCGGCCGUCGCCUCGCCACCCGUCGCAAAUUGCGUACAAAUUAAUAGAGGCGCGCCGCCAAUUGCCGGCACCGGCCGCACCACCGCCACCGCCACCGCUACCGCUACCGCCCCCGCCACCGCCACCGCCACCGCCACCGCCACCGCCACCGCCACCGCCACCGCCACCGCCACGCGCAAU
Molecule: messenger RNA, 519 nt
Organism: Iphiclides podalirius (scarce swallowtail)
Lineage: Eukaryota; Metazoa; Arthropoda; Insecta; Lepidoptera; Papilionidae
Source: the annotation of a GenBank genome assembly